AUGUCUGGGGGAAUGGAACUCAGUGAGAGUCUUCAAACAACGGGGGUUGGCAUUACUGAUGAAAAGGAAAAAGAUUUUCCUCAGCCAAAACGAAAAGUACUAAACGAAAAGAAAGGCACAAAGAAAACAAAUAUUUCUAAGAAAACAUAUCCCGUAGAUGAAGAAGAUGAAAAGUCAGAAAGAGAAAAGCAGAGAAAUCAAGAAAAAAUAACAGAACAAGUUAAAAGAGAGAGUGAGAAAUGUUAUAAACAUGAAAGUAUAGAGAGUAAUGAAAUUAAUUUGACUGAGGUUAAUCUUAAUGAACAAGUUGAAGAAGAUUUUGGAGAAGAAAGUGAAGAUAAACCAAAAAGAAAGCAGUUAAAUGAAAGAAAAGUAUUAAAAAGUACAAAAAACAAAAAAGUGAAGAAAGAAAAAGAGAAAACAAAAACUACAAAACAAGUUAUUGAAGAAGGUAUUACAGUUAAAUGUUUUACAAAACAAGAAGAUGAAGGAAUUACAAAAGAACAAAGAAAGCAAGAAAAAGAAAUUGAAGAUAAAAAAGAAGAGAAUGAAUUAACAAGAACUCAACAAAGAGAUGAUAUUAUUGAUAAAACUGAAGAUAAAAUUGAAGAUAUAAAAGAAGAAGAAAUAAAAAGAAAAACAUUAAAUGGAAGAAAAGGAAUAAAAAGAAAGAAAAAACAAAUAGAAGAAAUUAUAAAGAAAGAAGAAGAAACAGGAGAAAAUAUGAAUAGAUUAGAUAUAGGAACAAAAGAAACUAAAGUUGAAGAAAGAAGUCUUGAGAAGAAAGAAGAAAUUAAAACAGACAGUACUCUAGAAUAUAAAAAAGAAGAAAUUACAGGAAGAAAAGUACUUAAAAAAAAGAAGAGUCACAAAAAAACAAAGGAUAUAGAAGAAGAAGAAGAAAUAAAUAAGACAGAAGGAGAAGAAAAGAAAAAAAGAAAGAAAAAAGUAAAGAAAGAAAAAGAAUUAGAAAAAUUUGAAAAAACAGGGAAGAAUAAAUAUAUUGAAUAUUCAUCAGGAGAAGAUUGUAAUAGAGAAGGACUUAGAAGAGCUAAAAAGAAACCAGUUGGAAUAAAUUAUUUUUCAGAAAAGAAAGGAAUCUUAACAGAUGAAGACUUAAUGGAAGAUGAACAUUAUUGUGGGAUGUCAUUUAGAGGAGAUGAAAAGAAAUCAAUAUUUGGAAUUUUUGAUGGAUAUGGAGGAAUAGGAGCAGCAAGAGAAACAAGAAGAACAUUACCAAAUAUUAUUCAAAAAUUAAUAGAAAAAGGAUUAGAUAGUAAAGAAAUAAUAGAAAAAGGAUUUGAAGAAGUUGAUGAAGGAAUGAAUAAAGAAGAAUUUAUGGAUAUUGGAUGUACAUGUACAUUAAUAUAUAUAUGGGAAGAAAAUAAUAAAAUUUAUAUUAGAAGUGGAAAUGUUGGAGAUUCAACAUGUUUUGUUAAAAAAUUUAAAGGAGAAAAAACAGAAAUUAUUACAUUAACACAAGAUCAUAAAGUAACAUCAGCAUGUGAACAAAAAAGAAUGAAAGAAGCAGGAAUUAUAUUAGUUGAAGGACAAAAAAGAAUUAAUGGAGUUGGAGUAGCACGUACAUUAGGGAAUCAUUUUGUAAAAAAUUUAAAUAUUGGAAUGAUAGGUACACCAUAUAUUAGUCCAAUUAUUGAAUUAGAAAGUGGAGAUGAAAUUAUUUUAUGUAGUGAUGGUAUCUGGGAUGUAACUACACCAGAAAAAGCAUUUGAAAUUAUGGAAAAUACAGAAAUUUCAGAAGUACCAAAAGUUAUUAUGGAAGAAUCAAUGAAAAUAACAGAAUGUAGAGAUAAUGUAACUGUCAUUGUCGUUAAGAUCAUUUAA
Molecule: messenger RNA, 1845 nt
Organism: Entamoeba dispar SAW760
Lineage: Eukaryota; Evosea; Mastigamoebida; Endamoebidae
Product: cylicin-2, putative
Exons: 1
Coding region: 1-1845 (614 amino acids)
Biological process (GO): protein dephosphorylation
Molecular function (GO): protein serine/threonine phosphatase activity
Source: RefSeq, a predicted model, not a curated record